Porites lobata is the source of this 636-nucleotide messenger RNA. The record is from the annotation of a GenBank genome assembly. Lineage: Eukaryota; Metazoa; Cnidaria; Anthozoa; Scleractinia; Poritidae.
AUGGCUUCUUUUCGCGAAGCACGAAUUGCCCUUUUGGACGCCUACAUGGACGGUCUAUUAGAUGACGACGAAUUUCUAGUACUUUGGCAAGCACACAAGUCAAAGAACCCAGAGUUCCCUUAUGAAGAACAUGGCCGAUUUUCCUUCGACGAACUUGACGAAGCAGAAUGCAAAGCCGAAUUUCGAUUCGAGAAGAGAGACCUACCAGUCCUUGUCAACGUUUUGGGUAUUCCCAACCAGUUUACUUGUUCGCAGCGUACUGUUAGUGAUGGGAUGGAAGGAUUGUGCAUGGUGUUGCGAAGAAUGGCGUACCCUUGCCGCUACAGCGACCUUAUUCCCCGGUUUGGUAGGCCAGUUCCCGUCUUAAGCAUGAUCUGUAACCGCGUAAUUGAUUAUAUUUACGAUUCGCACGUACAUCGCCUCACUUCAUGGAAUCCCCAGCUGUUGGACCCUGCCUCUCUUCAGAUGUAUUGUGAUGCAAUUUCUAGGAAUGGUUCUCCUCUCGACAACUGCUUCGGGUUCAUUGAUGGCACGGUCAGACCAGUAUGCCGCCCUGGUGAGCAGCAGAGAGUGCUCUACAAUGGCCACAAGAGGGUGCACGCCCUAAAAUUUCAAUCGGUUGUCUUACCAUCCUGA